Molecule: messenger RNA, 3035 nt
Organism: Ceratotherium simum simum (southern white rhinoceros)
Lineage: Eukaryota; Metazoa; Chordata; Mammalia; Perissodactyla; Rhinocerotidae
Source: RefSeq, a predicted model, not a curated record
UUUGUUGUUGACAACUGUCAGCUUCAACUCCUUCUCCCCACAACCUCGUCUAAAUGGAGUUUGUAAUCCUCCUUCCCACCCACUGUCUUCACUCCCUGGGGCAGGAAUGUUGGCUUCUGUUCUCUGUCACCUGUCAGAAUCCAUCCUCCUGUCACUGGCUUAUAUGGACAAGUCAGCCCACUGUCACGUGCCCCUCAGCUGCUAAAAACAGCUCCGGCACCCACUCUCAACCGGGGCCUGAAAUAAUGUCCUCUACCAAAAGAAAUGUAAAGGACACUUGAUCGCACAAUCCUUGGAAUUAUUUCCAGGAAACACUUGCAGGAACCAUUGGGAGCACCCUUUCCCUGGCAGCGCACACAGGGACGGCCAGGAGAUGAGUGCAUCUUUGAAUUACAAGUCUUUUUCCAAAGAGCAGCAGACCAUGGAUAACUUGGAGAAGCAACUCAUCUGUCCCAUCUGCUUAGAGAUGUUCACGAAACCCGUGGUCAUUCUCCCCUGUCAGCACAACCUGUGUAGGAAAUGUGCCAGUGAUAUUUUCCAGGCCUCUAACCCAUACUUGCCUACAAGAGGAGGCACCACUGUAGCAUCAGGGGGCCGAUUCCGCUGCCCAUCCUGUAGACACGAAGUGGUUUUGGACAGACAUGGGAUAUACGGACUCCAGAGGAACCUGCUAGUGGAAAAUAUUAUUGACAUCUACAAGCAGGAGUCGAUCAGACCAGAAAAGAAGUCGGACCAGCCCAUGUGUGAGGAACACGAAGAGGAGCGCAUCAACAUCUACUGUCUGAACUGUGAAGUGCCCACCUGCUCUCUGUGCAAGGUCUUUGGGGCACACAAGGAUUGCCAGGUGGCUCCCCUUACUCAUGUGUUCCAGAGGCAGAAGUCCGAGCUCAGUGAUGGCAUUGCUGUCCUUGUGGGAAGCAAUGACCGAGUCCAGGGAGUGAUCAGCCAGUUGGAGGACACCUGUAAAACUAUCGAGGAAUGCUGCAGAAAACAGAAACAGGAACUUUGUGAGAAGUUUGAUUACCUGUAUGGCAUCCUGGAGGAGAGGAAGAAUGAAAUGUCCCAAGUCAUUACCCGAACCCAAGAGGAGAAACUGGAACACGUCCGUGCUCUGAUCAAAAAGUAUUCUGAUCAUUUGGAGAAUGUAUCAAAAUUGGUUGAGUCGGGAAUCCAGUUCAUGGAUGAGCCAGAAAUGGCAGUGUUUUUGCAGAAUGCCAAAACUCUGUUACAAAAAAUUUCUGAAGCAUCAAAGGCAUUUCAGAUGGAGAAAAUAGACCAUGGUUAUGAGAACAUGAACCACUUCACAGUCAACCUCAAUAGAGAAGAAAAAAUAAUACGUGAAAUUGAUUUUUACAGAGAAGAUGAAGAAGAAGAGGAAGAAGAAGGAGAAGAAGGAGAGGGAGAGGGAGAAGGAGAAGGAGAACGAGAAGGAGAAGGAGAUAGAGAAGGAGAAGAGGUAGUGGAAGUGGAAAAGGUAGACAGUUUUCGAACAGAGUCAUCAGGAGCAGAUGAAAGUCCAGAGAAAGCCUCGGAGCCCUCUCAGCUGGCCUCAGAGCUCCAGGCUCCCUCAGAGCCACUUCCAGUUUCCUCUCCAGAGCCACCUGCAGCCCUGCCACCUGCUGCCGAUGCCCCGGGGACACAGGGGGAGGUUGUGCCCACUGGCUCUUCGCAGACCACAGAGUCUGAAACUCCAGUCCCUGCAGCAACGGACACUGCGGAUCCCUUGCUUUACCCUAGUUGGUAUAAAGGCCAAACUCGGAAAGCCACCACCAACCCACCUUCCACCCCAGGGAGCGAAGGUCUGGGGCACUUAGGUCCUCCUGGUUCUGAGGAUUCGAAUGUGCAGAAAGCAGAAGUGGCAGAAGCCGCAGCCAGUGAGAGGGCAGCAGUGAGUGGUAAGGAAACUAGUUCACCUGCAGCUACUUCUCAGGAGUUAGGAAUCUGCCUAGCACUUGUGGCUUGUCUUAUACUUCACUACAUCUGGCGUCAGAUUCAGUGCUUGAUUUUUACUUUAAUGGAUUGGAUCUGAGAACCCUCCCCUCCAGGGACAGGCUGCAGCUUCAGGCAGUGGGAAUGGAGCUGAUUCUGAGCCAGCUCGCCAUGUCUUCUCCUUUUCCUGGUUGAACUCCCUGAAUGAAUGAUGUUCAUUCCAACUGCUGCCCCUCUGUCUGCCUGGCUGAGAUACCACAGGCAGCAGGGAACCCAGAUGAAAUUAACAUGAUGCAGAUGAUGAAAGGGACCUCUGAACAGGAUUUCUGCAAAAAACACCCUUGAAUUCCAGAUGACUUAUCUAACACAUUGAGGGAAAACAAUACUUUGAGAAAAUAGUUGCAGAAGAUAUUCAAAAAAAGAAACUUGAUCUUAUGCAAAUCUUUUAUUGUGUGGGAAACAUUAUGAAGGGUGUGUAGGUGUGGUGUGUGUGUGUGUGCGUCAGUAACAAGUGGCAAGUGUUGAAAACAGUGGGCACUACAUUCUCGUCUCUCAUAGGCACUGCUUUUGUUGUUAUAUCAUAGUCGCUCUUAUCCUCUUUCCCUUCAACCAUGCAGGUGGUCAGUGAGGUUCAGCGCCAGUUCAGAGUGACUGAUUCAUCAAUGUAUGGACAAAAGGUACAGCAGUGACCAAAAGUGUGAAAUGUUUCACACAAGUCACCUCUUUUCCAUAAUAGAUGUCACUGAAUGUAUAUCCAGAAAUGUUCUUUGACUCUGGUGACACUUUCACAGUCCAGAAGGCUGAAAGCCUAGAACAUUUCUUGUGACAUUUUUCUAAUCUUAGUUUUAGAUGUGCAGAUAUCAGUCACUUUAACUGAAAAAGACCUUCCACUAGGAACUGUCUACUUUCUCAUGUAUCCACUGUGGCACCAAUCAAUGCACAACUCAGAGCAACUGCAUGUAUUUAAAUAUAUAUACACACGUAAUUCACAUUUUAUAUAUAUGUAUAUAUUUCAAUCAUGCUUUAUUUCUCCCACCAUAAUGCCUCCUUCAGAACAUAAGUAUAACUUUACUCUGUAUGAACUCUUAAAUAAAUGCUGUUUUUAA